CACAGGCACACCAACACACCCUGUCAACGGAAUCACACAGUCAAUGGCUGCUCUGCUUGGGGAGGAACCACGGCUGGGCAGCACCCCGCUGGCCAUGCUGGCUGCCACCUGCAGUAGAAUUGGCGAGCCCACCCCCUCCUGUUCACCCGCUCUUUCCGACGGAGCCCCUGGACUCAUUAAGGGGUUUCAUCCUUGGAAAAGGAAUGGCCAGGGCAACAACAGUCUGAAUACCUGCCUCACCUCGCUCGGAGUUUCCUCUGGGACUUCCAGGAGUAACGGGACCGGACUGACGGAGGCCUCUAGUGCCUUCUCAGUGACAGCCGCCAACUCUUGUUUGGGAAAUGACUUUUCCUUGUACCAGACUGCUGUGCCGCCAUCGGACAACAGUGUUUCUGAUUCCGCUUACGCUCAGCGGCAGGUGUUUCUGACCAAGUUUCCCUCAUCUGUGGAAAGCAUAGGUGGGCUAUAUCCCAGGAUGCAUCCCUAUGAUUCAUGGUUCAAACCCGUUGGGGAGGUCGGUAACGGGUCUCCAGCUUGGUGGGACGUGGGCACCAGCUGGGUGGACUCACAGAACCCAGCCGGUUUACCAUCCUCUCUGAGCAGCUACAGCAAUGAGUACAGCUCCGCCUUUGGUGCUUCUCAACACCUGCUUCCGGCCACACAACACUUGUUUGACGGCUUCAGGUCACCCAUCCCACCUCCCUACUCAGAGCCUACGACCACGGGGACACCUGUUCUGUCAGGAAGCCCAGCCGUUUCUCUGCCCGCAUCUUCUCGCGCCUCCUCCCGGCGCAAUUCAGGUAGAGCCACUUGCGACUGCCCGAACUGCCAGGAGGCGGAGAGUCUUGGCCAAGGGGGUUCUAGUCCACGACGGAGGGGACUUCACAGCUGUCACAUCCCGGGCUGUGGUAAGGUUUACGGCAAAACCUCUCACCUGAAGGCGCACCUGCGCUGGCACACCGGAGAGCGGCCGUUUGUCUGCAACUGGUUGUUCUGCGGGAAACGCUUCACGCGCUCAGAUGAACUCCAGCGUCACUUGCGCACGCACACCGGAGAGAAGCGAUUCGAGUGCUCGAUUUGCCACAAACGAUUCAUGCGCUCCGACCACCUCAGCAAGCACGUGAGGACGCACAGCGCGGAAGGAGCAGAGGAUGGCGGGGAAUCGGGACUCGCCAAAGGAAGCAGCGACACGGACAACAGCGUCGCCGGCAGCCCGAGUCAGUCUCCCGGAGUGCACAUGCGCCAGGAUGUGCAGAGCACCGAGGGUCAGAGAGUGAUGGAAUAAGUUACAAAGCUUAACGUAAACAGCUUAACACGACAGCAUCUAACUACUGUACCAUAAAGUUAUUUGUUUUGUUUUUGUCUGUCUAAGCUGAAAUGGCACUUUACGUCGAGCUUCAGUUGUGUAGCCUGUGGACAGUCUUCUUACCUCAUCUGAUAUGUGCAGCCUUAAGAAAAACAAUACUACAGCUUUGUUUUGUGAGUAUUUUAAUUUAUUCUAAGCCUUAUUUUAUACACGAUUCUCUAUUUCUUUUUUAUCAUCAA
Molecule: messenger RNA, 1545 nt
Organism: Melanotaenia boesemani (Boeseman's rainbowfish)
Lineage: Eukaryota; Metazoa; Chordata; Actinopteri; Atheriniformes; Melanotaeniidae
Gene: sp8a
Product: sp8 transcription factor a
Exons: 2
Coding region: 44-1285 (413 amino acids)
Biological process (GO): regulation of transcription by RNA polymerase II
Molecular function (GO): DNA-binding transcription factor activity, RNA polymerase II-specific; RNA polymerase II cis-regulatory region sequence-specific DNA binding
Source: RefSeq, a predicted model, not a curated record